Trypanosoma brucei brucei TREU927 is the source of this 963-nucleotide messenger RNA. RefSeq lists its product as hypothetical. Bases 1 to 963 code for a protein of 320 amino acids. Gene Ontology annotation, molecular function: Hsp90 protein binding. The transcript has a single exon. NCBI's taxonomy places the organism in Eukaryota, Euglenozoa, Kinetoplastea, Trypanosomatida, Trypanosomatidae. The record is from RefSeq and is a predicted model, not a curated record.
AUGCGAGCUGCGAAGGAACCACCUUUGCCAGAGGAUAUUCGUGUUCGUCUCGACAAUCUGAAUGGUGGAAGCACCGCUGAUGAGUGGAAGGCUGUCGGUAACGAUUGCUUUUCUCGGGGCUUUUAUCUUAGCGCCAUCCGAUGUUACACAAAAGCCCUCGAUUUGGACUCUAGUAGUGCCGCGGUGUAUAGCAACCGGAGUGCUGCUUAUCUGAAGAGUACAAUGUUUGCUGGACCGGCUCUUGCAUUAAAAGACGCGGAGCACGCCGUGCGUUUGGAUCCCGGGUGGUACAAGGCUCACCUCCGUGUUGCCGAUGCGCAGUUUGGACGAAAGAAGUAUGAGGAAGCGAAGGCCGCGUACCAAAAGGUACUGGAGCUGAACAAUUCCUGUGUUGCUGCAAAGGACUCCCUGAAGCUUGUGGAGCAAGAGCUUUUUUUGCAGUUUCUUGAUGAUCAAAAGAAGAAAGAACGUAAAGAUGAGCUAAACGGGGGUGAUCAAGAUGGGGUGAGCAAAGGUGAUUCCUUCAGUUGGUCACACAAUACUACAGGAAGCGGCAAUAAUGUAACGGCAUCACCAACGCCAAGCAACGACAGGGCGCAAGUUGAGGUUAGUGAAAGCGAGGUCGAGCGUCACAUCCGCCUGUGGACACAAGAUACCGUCCUUCGCGAGGACCGCACUGGCAUGCGUGCAUUUGGUGCAACCAUAGACGAAGCCGACAGGGAGGCGGGUGUGGAAUACAAGAAAAAUCUUCUGUCGAAGUUUCGCAACCGACUAGAAACUGAUGAGCCACUGCGUUCCAACGUCGAGAGGAGGCUUGACCGGCAGAUGCGGCUUGGUGAGAAUGUUGACUACCGGAACCCUGAAAAACACCGCGCGAUACUCAUGCGAGGGACUGAUGGUGUGGGGUUGGGCAUAUCAACAGACGCGUACAAAUCUUAUAAGUAUGAGAGUACGAUGUGGUGA